This is a messenger RNA of Dermochelys coriacea (leatherback sea turtle), 5137 nucleotides long. It is a transcript of the gene PNOC, whose product is annotated as prepronociceptin. The record is from RefSeq and is a predicted model, not a curated record. Gene Ontology annotation, biological process: sensory perception; chemical synaptic transmission; neuropeptide signaling pathway. Gene Ontology annotation, molecular function: opioid receptor binding. The transcript is spliced from 3 exons. Lineage: Eukaryota; Metazoa; Chordata; Testudines; Dermochelyidae. Gene Ontology annotation, cellular component: dendrite; axon terminus; plasma membrane. Bases 96 to 950 code for a protein of 284 amino acids.
GUUCCCCGGCUGUUAGUUAGCGUGUCAGCCAGCCAGCAUCCUGGGGGUGGGCUCAUCGAUGCACGUGGUGGUAGGCUGGGGCGGGAGAUACGUGGAUGUAUGUGUGUGUGUGUGUGUGUGUGUGUGUGUAUAUGUGUGUGUGUAUACUGUAUAUAUAUAUAUAUACACACCACUGUGACAGAGACACUGUGGAAGAGUCACAUAUCAGAGGAAGCCUUGCUACUGACAACACACCCUCAGGUCUUGCAACUGCCACCAUGGGGGCUCUGCUGUGGGAUCUCUUGCUGCUGUGCUUGUUUGCCCACGUGCUCGGCGACUGUCAGAGGGACUGUCUGAGCUGCAACAGACACUUGUACAACCAACAGGACAACUUCAAUGUUCUCGUCUGCAUCAUGGAGUGUGAAGGGAAGGCCUUUUCGAGUACUACCUGGGAGCUUUGCACCAAAGUGGCUGGGAAGUCGUCCAUACAGGUGAGCACUGACAGCCUGGAAGAAGAUUCCUACCAGCCAUUAGAGAUGGAAGACAGUGGCCUGUUCAGAGGCAGCCGGAAGCACUUCAAUGACCUCACCAAAGUGGUGGAUCUUAGCAAAGUGGAAGGUGAGAAGAGAGUUUCCAAGGUGAGCAGCCUGAUCCACCAGCGGGAGGUGGACAAGGGUGUCAGCAAUGGGAGUGAGACCCCGCUGGGUGACUUCCAAGAGCAGCCCAAGGAUAUUUCCAAGCGGCUUGGUGGCUUCCUCAAAGGAAAGUACAGUUACAGGCAGGUGCUGGAGCCCACCAUGCAGGGGGUGCAGAAGCGGUACGGGGGCUUCAUCGGGGUCAGGAAGUCAGCCCGGAAGUGGAACAACCAGAAGAGGUUUAGCGAGUUCUUGAAGCAGUACCUGGGCAUGUCACCGCGCUCCAGCGAGUACGAUAGCUUAACCAAUGACCUGAAUGAACAGAACGAGAUCUAACCGGAAACUCUGUUGCACGUCACUGACACAUAGUGAAUCGGUUUAAGUCUGCCAUGGCCAAAGAAGUCAACCCCUUCCCUGAUCCCAAAGAGCCUGUGUUAGGAAUGGUUCACCAGACAACCGGAUUCAUUGCUGCUCAGAAUCAAGGGGGGAAAGCCGUGUGGUCGUGGUUUCUGAAUCAUCCAAUGUAUUUAUUAAUUCUUCUACAUUUUCAUGGCACUUUUGACUGCAAAUACAAGACAACUGUCCCUGCCCUGAGCUUGCAGUCUAGGUUUACUAGAAUGGGAAUUUUCUUGUGAGGGGAGAGAGAGAAUCAGUCUGGUUUCUCUUUUCACAUUCAAAAUGGAUUUCCAAGUGUUUUGGUCCCUUAGGAUAUGUCUACAUUGCAAUUAGACACUCAUGGCUGGCCUGUGCCAGCUGACUCAGGCUAGUGGGACUUGGGCUAAGGAGCUUUUUAAUUGCAUGGGUUCGGGAUGCAGCGUGAGCUCUGGGACCCUCCCACCUCGCAAGGUCCUAAAGCCUGAGUUGAACGCCUACACUGCAAUUAAACUGCCCAUUAGCCUGAGCCCCCUGAGCGCGAGUCAGCAGGCACAGGCCAGCAGCCGGUUUUUAAUUGUAGCGUAGAUGUACCCUAAGUCUCACAGGGCCACAUGAGUAACUCAAAGCUCCACUAACUACAGAAUCCACAAACCUAUGGGGCCUGUGACUUCCAGGGGCAGUGCUGGCACCCAUUACCACCAAGGCAAUCCCCCUCCAGAGCAGCCAAGGGAAAUCCCAUGGCCAUCCCUCUCUACCUAGGACCAGCAUGCCCUGGGGGAUACAAUUUCUAGCCCAACGAGAUGGAGUUGUUAAAAUCAGUCAUGUCACUCUUUCCUUCUUCAAUCUGGGCUUUUGCUUUUAAAAAUGUAGCCCUUCCAAACCUCACACCCGUGCUGCUCUCCCUGCUCCACAUGGAGACUUUGUUUAUUUUAAAUGCAUUUUCUUUGGGUUAAAUGUGCUGGAUUAACAUCCCUGGAGGCUAAUCAACUACAAAACAAGUAUGCCAUGGGCCAGCAGGAGUGCAAGUCUGAUGGCCACCACACCAUGAAUUGAAUCAGGAACCUCCUGAGCGUGAAAGCUUGAGCUGCUACAGCUUAAGCUAAAGAGACAGGCUCUGUAGCUCUGGCUGUGAUAGACUCAUUGUCUGCAGCCCAGGCACAAACAGGAAAUAUAAAUUUCCCAGUGGUUACAGAAACUUCAGUACACACUGCCUCACCACCAUGCCUGAGCCCUGCCCUGGAGGCAGAGAGGAGAGUUGAUUCCCAAUGCCCAUUCAUUCCUUGAGCUCUCUUCUGAGACAUAACCCACACCAGAAGGCUCCAGGUACACUCCAACUGUAACUUUGGCAGAGGACAGGGUUAGAACAUGGUCAUCACAUAGCUCAGUUUCAACAUGGAUAAAUCUGUCGUGGAGAUGGGACCUAUCUGUGUCCCCACACCAGGUUAACACCUUGGACUGAUCAAGGAUUUAGUGACAGGGACACGAUUACUACAAUUUUUAUCUGUGUUGUAACCACAGCCCCCCAAGCCAGAGAAAACCUUUCCUCUCUGCAUGAGUUCACCUCACUCCUGCCCACUGCCCUCCUUCCUCAGUGAAGCUGGCAACCAUCCUUACUCUUUGACUUUAUCCAGACACUGCAGUGUCACUUACGAGAUGAACCCCCAUGCUCACAGCUGGAGUGGAAAAAGAACUUGACACCAGAAUCAGUUAUGUGGGCUAGAAGGAUUAUUCUGGGGUCAGAGGAUUGAUUAUGUACCUGGACCGCUUGGAGGAGAGUUAGGGCAUAUAUACACGACAGCUGCACGGUUACAGUGCAGGGUUUCAAAGUAAAAAGGCGGCCUCUUCAGAGUUGAAGGUGAAAGAGCCAUGGUAGGACAGAGGGAGGGAACUGUACACGAUUAGAGAUUCCAAAAUACUCAGCUCUCAUGAAACAAAUGAGAGCUCAUACACACACCUGAACAGGAGAGCCACUAGCUGGCAGCCUCAGCAGAAACCCAGGGCUGACUGGGCCAUGGGAAUGAGCUCUACCACUAGAAGUGUCCCUCCAGGACAGAAUCACGGCACGUUGGGAGUGGGUAAUAUAUGAUCAAAGAGAAUGGGCAUUGCCAUUGCCUGUACUACACCUGCUCUGUGGUUAAAGAGGACUACAGUCUUCAGGACUGCUCAUCCUGCACCAAAUUCAUUGCCUUUUUUAAAAAAAAAAAAUUAACAAAGAAGCUUAAUGGCCCCUUCACUGUGUGUAAAUACAGACUCAUUCGUGAGAGCAUUGCUUCAGUUUGUCCUUAGAAAAAUCCUUUGGAUUAAAAUAUCUCAUAUACAUUUAUAAAGCAUCCAACUCAUUCUGGUGGCUCCCAAAGCACUUCAGACUCUUAUUCAGGAAUCACUUUACCCACUACUGCAAUGCAGCCACCUCUGUGGUGGGGCAUGAAAGCUGUUUAACAUUACAGUUUAACAGCACAAUAACAGUUAAAGACAGGAUGUAAAGAAGGGUGCAUCCAUCUGCAACUGGAUUGUGAAUUUACUGGAGCAAAGGACUAUGGGUAGUACAACUGAUUGGAGGAAACAGAUUUUUCAAAAGAGUUAACAUCUGAUUGGUCACUGAAAAUAACAAACUAGAUCUGUGGGUCUGGAAUUUCAACAGAAAUUUUUUUUCAUCCCCCUGUAAAAAGCAAUAGGCCAUUCCAAGUGGUGAUACUAUGUAAGGAUAUUUAAAAUGAUACUCCUGUUAUGGCCUCUGUGUCUCUAAUACAUGCUGGUUCUAUUUUCAGCUCCACGACUGACUCACUGCGGGACGACAGGCAAUCGCUGCCCCUCUUUGUGCCUCAGUUUCCCCCUCUGUAUAAUGAGGAUAAUGAUCAUAUUUACCCCCUUACUACUCUGGAGAGUGCCCUGAGUUCAUUAGAGAACAAGUGCUAUCACAAUACAAGGUGCUGUCAUCUCCCUGUCUGAGUAUUGGCAGGCGAGGUCCUGAGUUGUCGUCCUUCCUCUUCGCAUAUGCACAACAUGGCUCAGGUGGCACGUGACCAGGAUUCAUCACCAGAUUUGGUCCGCUGGUUGGAUCAUUAGCUUCCCUGGCUUGGGCCAGGUACUGACGGAGGUGUGAUGAGAAUGUUAAUCAAUGCCCUCCCACCCCCGAGUCCUUUACCCAGCUAGUCAUUAAUUGUCAGGAAAUAUCUGACUAGGAGAUCGAUAUUGCUAUUAGAAACUACGGAAAUAUAAGAGCAUAAAUGAAACUUAAGGACCGUAUUCUGCUUCCCUUACUGAUGUUAAAUAAUGCCUUACUGCAUGAGUGGACCCACAUAUGGAGUAAAUUGCUACUUUGUAUGAAUAAGGGAAUCAGAAUUUGAUCCUAUUGUAACUAUUUUAAAUGCCUUGCACUUCUCUACCAUCUUCCCCCAGGGGCAACAAAACGCUUAAAUUUUGAUAGCAUUAAGCCUCACAUCACUCUUGGAUUGUUAUAGCUCAUUUUACAGAUAGGGAAACCGAGGCACAGAGAAGUCACAUGACUUGACCAAGGUAAUCCAGUGAGCCCAGAGGAGUGCUGGGAACAGAACCCAGAUGUCCCAACUCUUAGUCCCCUUCUUUAGUUACCAAGUACUUCUUCUUCCAUCCCAGUUAAGAGUUGAACUGUUUACUGCCAUGAACACAGGUAUCCAUUUACAGUUCAAUUCCAGUAAGGUAUACAAGGGUUGUCGGAGUCAGCACCAGCCUGUCAGUUAAAGGCUGGUACAGGAAGCAGCAGGAAAACAAGGUUUCCUGGUCAGCAUUCCUUGAGAUUUUAUAAUCACUCCGGGGUUGACUUCUUUGCUCAGCGAUACAGCGGUGUCCGUGUGUUCGUUAUGUCUCUUUCCCAUGGCAUGUAUCUUGUCCUAGCUGCUGUCUCAGUGCUGUCACUUUAGAGGGUGUAUUUUUGUAACUCCCAGGAUGACAAAUGGAGCCGGGCCUGCCGCUCUGCCCUAUUCUGCCUAACUCGCAGAUGAAAGCAUGACCAAUAAACAACAAGCCUGGGUCUUACCUGCGUCACUGCCAUAACUGUUUGUAAAAAGAACCAGUUCUUUUUAAUUGUUUCAUACAAAUAUUUCUCCAUUAAACUUGUACAUAGCAAAAAAUGAUUAAUAAAUUAGUUUACUAUUUCUACUGUAUCAUUG